This is a messenger RNA of Nicotiana tabacum (common tobacco), 5711 nucleotides long. Lineage: Eukaryota; Viridiplantae; Streptophyta; Magnoliopsida; Solanales; Solanaceae. The record is from RefSeq and is a predicted model, not a curated record.
CUAAUUUUAUUUGAUAUUUUAGAGAUUAAAACUGCAAAAUUCCCUCCAAAUUGAAUGGACAAUUUUUGUUAAAACCCGCAGAAUGGUACCAGUACCACCUGAAUUCUCUUACAGUUAUAGACUGCAAUUACGUCAACCCCCGGAGUCCCUCACAACCGCCAUUGCACAGAAGCAGAUUCCCCAUUUUCCAUAAAUACGCGCGUGAGGAGAGUGUGUGUGUUUGAGAGAGAGAGAGAGAGAUUUGGGUUGAAAUGGAGAAUAUCGACGAGCAGAGUGAAAACGUAGUACAGCACCCAAUGGAAAACCCUAGUGAGGAAGGAGGAGGAGUAAGAGGAGAGAGCUCUUUUCUGAAGAACGAUUCUUCAGAAACCAGAGAAGAAGGAGAACUCUCUUCAUACGACGACGGCGAUCAAAAUAUUUGUUCCACCGAUCAGCUUACGAGCACCAGUGCUGCUCCACUGGAGCAGCAGGUUCACAUUGAUACAGUGAAUGAGAAUUCCCAGGAUACCCAGGCAGAAAAAUGUACUUCUUCCAGUAAAAUGGGUUGCUCGAUUGAUGUGCCUUCAGGAACUCUUCCAGAAUCAGAUCAUCCGAAGAGCUCUAAAAAGAACCGAGAGCAUUUUGUGCCAUUUCUGAUAAGCUUCUCAGAUGACAGUGGUAGUGAGUGUGAAAAUUCUGGACAGAAGAAAAUCUCAGUAAGUAAAAACCGAACCUCGGCUGCGGAUAGAAGUAAUAAACCACCAGCACCUGCUUCUCGAAGAUCUCAUAAAUUGCACAAGAUUACUAGAAAGGACGCAAAUUUGAUGUCUAGAAAAGGGCCUGCGUCUUCAUUCACCAAAAUUAAAGGAGGCACUUAUGGAAAUGUUGGGCACUUGCAUAGUAUGAGAAACUUUAACAACUCAAAUAAAGUAGCUAUCCUUGACCAUAGGAAAAAAACAAAUGUACAUUCGAACUCUAGCGAAUUGCAUGACUUGCGCCACUUGAUCGCGAUUCGGGAGAGUCAAUUGAAUCUUAAGAGAUCUCAGAAUACCACAAACCUAACUUCAGCUUCAUGUAGGGAUAGAAAUCUUGUCAAUAAAAGGAAUUUGGUGGUGAGGGCAUCCAAAGAAACUACUUAUGAUUAUUUGCAAGAACUAAAAGAACCAGACAACAAACGCCAAAAAAUUGUUUCAGAGAAUCCAAGUUGGGGUUUCUCAAACUCCCAAGAAAUUACGUCUAUGGUCAUAAGAUCAGAAAUGUGUGCAUUAAAGGAUUCCGAUCAACUGGAACGAGCUGAUGAUAGCAGUCAUGGGGAAAAAUAUCCAACUUGCUCAGUCCUUGCUGGACAACUGAAACAAAAUGAGUAUCAGGGCUGUGCUUCUUCAGCAAAUCCACCUCUCUCUCUGAAAGAUGGUAUAGAUGCCGUAAGGAAUCACAAUCAGAAUUUCAACAAUUCGUCAAAAGAAGUUGCAAGUAAAGCUGCCAAUAAAUUGGUCAAGACCAAGCAUGCCAGUGAGCUUAGUGGUCAGUGCAGACAGCCUCUUUUACAGAAGAAAGUGACUUCUGGGCGUGUUGAUGUUAAAGUAACUGCAGAAAGUGACAGCAAUCUAGGCAGAUCUAAUGGAAGCGCACAGAAGCCCGCUCCAGAUUCUAAUGUUAUUGCAGCCUCGACCAAUGGUGCAGGCGGCAAUUUUGGUGCCAAUGUUACAUCUCUGAACUUUCCAAGCAUUUGGAACAGCUGUGACAAGCUAAAUAUUUGUGGGAGUAGCAGCAUAGACUUACAGUCGUUGUUUCAUUUAGAAGAAUUUCAUGAUAAGGAGCUGGGAGAAGCUCAGGAAUAUCGGCACAAGUGUGAGGUUGAAGAAAGAAAUGCUCUGAAAUCUUACCGAAAGGCUCAAAGGGCCUUGCUUGAAGCUAAUGCUAGAUGCUCUCACCUAUACAAUAAAAGAGAACAAUAUUCAGCCCAGCUUCGAGAUCUUAUGAUGGGAAAUCCAAAUUUGUUACUGUCUUCUGGGUUUCCUGACAAAAGUGGAAUUGGGUUGGGCCCCGUACCUGCAAUUUCUGAUGUUAACGUGCAUUUGAUUCCCAGUUCAAGCUGUGCAGUACAGCCUAUAUUCGACUUUAACAAUCAAUAUAGAUGCAAUUUAAAUAUCCAUCCAAACAAUGUUGCUUUUCAAAAUGUCUCUAGUGAUCAAGAGCAUUACAAUUUGGCAUCUGAUCCCGAGCCUGAUGGUAUUACAUUCGAGCCUCAUAAGGAAGAUAAUGAUGCAAAUGACCCGUGCUCCCCUUCUGAGGAUGUUAUUAUGUCUCAAAAUGUGGACGAAGAGACAUUUCUCACCGAGUAUAAAUCUCCAGAAAACAGUCCAGACUAUCAAGGAAAGGCAAAAUCUAGUGUUGAUAUGGAGAAAAGUAUGAAUAAUGCAUCAGAGGGGCAAUCAGCAGUGACUAUUUCUGAGGAUUCUUUACUCCUUGAAGCAUCUUUGCGCUCUCAGCUCUUUGAAAGACUAAGGAUGAGAACUUUGUGCCAGAAGGCGACCCCACAAGAGACCCUGAGAGCUGUAGCUGAAGGGAGAGCAGAAAAUGAUGAGAUUCUGGGAAGGGUGGUAAUAGACAAUAGAUUAUGCUCCGAUUCAGAGAAAGAGAAUGAGCCACAGCAAGGUUCUGACUUGCAAGGCUGUGACAUGACGAGUACGAUGUCUGAGAUACCUGUUGAAGUGGAUCAUCAGUGCACCAAUGAGAAGUUUGGUUCUAAUUUUGCAUCGCUUUCAUCUAAUAUUUGUUUAGAUAGUAGUAUCACCACAGGCGACAACAAAUCUCAGUUUGCAAUCUUGGUCACCUUCUCAUAUCCUAUUCUGAAGAGUGCUAUUUUGCACUUUAAAGUUUCAGAUUCCAUGAAUUUACUCAAAUUACAGAUUAGAAAUUCCAGUGUACAAACUUCUCAUGAUCAGGGGGAAAACAAUUUCAGUGGCGGAACCAUACCAAGCAUUUCAAGUUCGGGUCCAGUUGAAGCGGCUUCAGUGGAUUUAAUUGGCAGUAAGAGUGGGUCUUACACUUGCGAUUUUGCCAUUGACCCUCUUUGGCCACUAUGUAUCUUCGAACUUCGGGGGAAAUGCAACAAUGAUGAGUGUUCUUGGCAACAUGUUAGAGACUACUCUUCUGGCAGUAGAAUGAAGAUGACAUUGGAUAACGAUGACAAGGUUGGAUCACCAACUGAAGGACAGAUAUUUGCUUCCACAAGAACUCUCACCAAGUCGCUUGACUGCCUUGGUUUGGCUCCCCCAACUUAUUUGGUUGGCUUGGAUGAUCUGAAAGCUGAUCUACAGUCAUGUAAAUCCAUUCUAAGUCCCAAAUACGGGCAACUGUGGGUUAAGUGCUUCAGUCUUUCCUUUGUUCUCUCAAAUCAGCUACACACCGAUCUGCCCUCUGAUGAGCCUUUAUUUCAUGGCACUAAUGCUCGUGUUGAGGUCCAAGGUGGUUGGAAUAGGCAAUCACUUUAUUUUCAGAGCAGAAAUGGAUCACCGGAUCCAUGCAAGGAACUAUCUACUGAUGCUGACGAGAUUGUAGAGAUGGCUCUUCUUAAUCUCGGUCAGGAGGCUAAUAAACCCAAGGGAAGGAUACAGGCUCUUGAACUCCUUGCUCGAGCUUUGGAAGCUAAUCCAAUGUCUGCAGUUCUCUGGAUUGUUUACCUGUUAAUUUACUAUAGCAGUCAGAAGUCUAUUGGGAAGGAUGAUAUGUUCAAAUGUGCGGUUGAGCACAGUGAAGGCUCUUACGAACUCUGGCUUUUCUAUAUCAAUAGUCGAACACAGCUGGAGGAGAGGCUGGCUGCAUAUGAUGCUGCACUGUUGGUCCUGUAUCGCCAUGCAUCUGCAUCUGACGUAACUGCCAGUGCCAGUGAUUGUAUAUUGGAUAUAUUCUUGCAGAUGAUGAGUUGUCUGUGCAUGUCUGAGAAUGUUGCUAAAGCCAUUGAGAAAAUCAAUGAGCUAUAUCCCACAGAAGAGAAAUCUGAUAACCCACUCAAACCGUCUCUUCCUGAUAUCAUUACAUGUUUAACCAUUUCUGAUAAAUGUAUUUUCUGGCUCUGUUGUGUGUACUUGGUUGUGUACAGGAGACUUCCUGAUGCUAUUGUGCAGCAGUUUGAAUAUCAGAAAGAACUUUCUUCCAUAGAUUGGCCAUCUGCUGAGUUGACCUCCGAUGAGAAGCGACGAGGUGUCUCUUUGAUGGAAUUAGCGGUAGAUUCUCUGGCAUUGUACAUCGACAGAGAGUCACUUGAAGAUGAAGCAAAUCUCAGGGCAGCACACCUGUUUUCUGUCAAUCACGUUAGAUGUAUAGUGGUACUUGAGGGUAUAGAAUGUAGUCGGAAUUUGUUAGAGAGAUAUGUCAAGUUGUAUCCAUCAUGUCUAGAACUCGUUUUGAUGUUAGCUCGGGCAGAGCAUGAUUUUGCAGAUGGAAGUUUUGAAGGUUUUGAAGAUGCUUUAGAUAACUGGUAUGAUGAAGUUCCUGGAGCGCAAUGUAUUUGGAACCAAUAUGUUGAAUGUGCACUCCAAGAUUGUAAAAGAGAUUUUGCGGAGGAAUUAAUGGCUCGAUGGUUCCAGUCUUCAUGGAAACACAGGUAUUCUAAAAAUAGUUGUCUGGAAACAGUAGAUAGUGACAACUCCCGGUCUUCACCGCAGUCUGCUUCAGUAUCUGAUAUUGCUGCUCUCUUUUCCAAUUCUAGCAAGAACGAUAUUGUAUUUGGGCUGCUGAACUGUUCCAUCUAUAAACUAUUACAAAAUGACUAUACUGAAGCUCAAUUAGCCAUUGAUAAGGCAUUGGAGGCUGCUUCUCCUGAGAAUUACAGUCACUGUGUGAGAGAGCAUCUCCUGUUCUUGACUGCAGAUAAUUUGCACGAUGAUGGGCAAGUAUUGAAACUUCUGUGUGGCUAUUUGGCUGAUAAACGUGCUUCCCUCACCUCUGAGCCAUUAUCCAGGCAAUUCGUCCAAAGAAUCAAGAAGCCUAGAGUCCGGCAGCUAGUUGGCAACUUGCUGUGUCCCGUGUCAUUGAAGCCUUACAUAGUGAACUCAGUUCUUGAAGCAUGGUAUGGCCCAUCUCUCUUACCUGAAAAGAAAGAUGAAGUCACUGAUUUUGUUGACAUGGUUGAGAGCUUAAUGUUGGUGCUUCCUUCCAACUAUCAUCUGGCAAUUACUGCCUGCAAGCAGUUAACCAGAACCUCAAAUACUGCUAAUGUACCGGGCAGCAUCUCUUUUUGGGCAAGCUGUCUCUUGAUAAGUGCAUUAUUUCAGGCUGUUCCUGUGGCACCAGAAUAUGUAUGGGUAGAAGCUGCAGAUAUUUUGCAAGAUCUUACAGGUUGUCGGUCCCCAUCUGUCAAAUUGCUGAAGAGAGCUCUUUCUAUAUAUCCAUUCUCUGUAAUGCUUUGGAAGCCUUAUCUCAAGUUGUCGGAGGCUGAAGGAAAUUCAGAAUCUGUAAAAGAAGCAGCAAGGGCAAAAGGCAUUAAACUUGAGUGACAACUUGCUUUAACAUCUUUUCUGAAGCAAAUUUUGGGAUAGCUUUUUGGUAGGGUAAUGAAUUGUGUAAAUCUGAAGAUAGAUACAAAUAGCAGCAGAAGACAACAGACCAGAUCUGUGUAGAGAGCUAGAGAAUUAUAUAGGAUUUUAUAAAUGUAUAGGAAAUCAUAUAGGUACAUUGCCAAAGAUUUUUCUCAGGGUGAAGCCAAUUUUGUUCAGAUGCAUUUUGUA